Messenger RNA from Acanthopagrus latus (yellowfin seabream), 3292 nucleotides. It is a transcript of the gene anxa11b, whose product is annotated as annexin A11b. Lineage: Eukaryota; Metazoa; Chordata; Actinopteri; Spariformes; Sparidae. Gene Ontology annotation, molecular function: calcium-dependent phospholipid binding; calcium ion binding. The coding region runs from base 1 to 1548 and encodes 515 amino acids. Gene Ontology annotation, cellular component: cytoplasm. The transcript is spliced from 14 exons. Gene Ontology annotation, biological process: phagocytosis; cytokinetic process. The record is from RefSeq and is a predicted model, not a curated record.
AUGAGCUACCCAGGAUACCCUCCUCAGUCCGGUGGAUACCCACCACAGGCUGGUGGCGGCUACCCUCCAGCCCAAGGCGGCUACCCUCCAGCGCAAGGUGGCUACCCUCCAGCGCAAGGCGGUUAUCCUCCAGCACAAGGCGGCUACCCUCCAGCGCAAGGUGGCUACCCACCAGCAGCAGGCGGCUUCCCUCCAGCAGCAGGAGGUUACCCCCCACAGGGAGGCGGAUACCCAAACCAGGCCGGUGGUGGUUACCCUCCCGCAGCAGGCGGUUAUCCUCCAGCAGCAGGGGGCUACCCUCCCCAGGCCGGUGGUUACCCUCCCCAAGCUGGAGGCUUCCCUCCUCAAGCAGGAGGAUACCAGCAGCCGCAGCCUGGAGCCGGAGGUUAUCCCUCCAUGCCUCCAGCAGGCGGUGGAGGCUGGGGUGCAGCACCGGGUGGCUAUGGAGCGCCAGGAGGUGCUCAGCAGGGAUACCCAGGGGGUCCCGCUCCGGGCCAGCCCAUGCCAAGUUACCCAGGAGCCCCCGCAAACCCACAAAUGCCAGCAUAUGGAGGUGGAGCUCCGUCCAACCCUCAGGCACCUGCCAUUCAAAAAGGGUACCGGGGUUCUUUGAAAGACUUUCCGGGGGCAGAUCCACUGAGGGACGUUGAAGUGCUUCGGAAAGCUAUGAAGGGCUUUGGCACUGACGAAAACGCCAUUAUCGAACUUCUGGGAAGUCGUACCAACAAGCAGAGGGUUCCAAUGGUUGCAGCCUAUAAAACAACUUAUGGGAAGGACUUACUGAAGGAUCUGAAGUCUGAGCUCACUGGAAACUUUGAGGAGCUGGUUCUCUCCAUGAUGAUGACCCCUGCACAGUUUGACGCAGCCCAACUCAGAGAGGCUAUAAAGGGUGCAGGAACUGAUGAAGCCUGUCUGAUUGAGAUUCUGUCGUCUCGCUCCAAUGCAGACAUUCAGGAAAUCACCAAAAUCUACAAAGCUGAGUAUGGGAAGAGCCUGGAGGACGCCAUCAGCAGCGACACCUCCGGUCACUUCCGCAGACUCCUGGUCUCUCUCUGCCAGGGUAAUCGUGACGAGCGCGAGGCUGUUGACAUCGCCCUGGCCAAACAGGACGCUCAGAAACUGUACGCUGCUGGGGAAAACAAAGUUGGAACUGAUGAGUCUCAGUUUAAUGCCAUCCUGUGUGCUCGCAGCAAGCCUCACCUCCGUGCAGUCUUCCAGGAGUACCAGCAGAUGUGCGGGCGAGAGAUUGAAAAGAGUAUCUGCAGGGAAAUGUCUGGAAACUUGGAGUCUGGAAUGGUGGCUGUGGUGAAGUGCAUCAAGGACACUGCUGCCUACUUCGCAGAAAGGCUCCACAAGGCCAUGCAGGGAGCGGGGACCAAGGACACGACCCUGAUCCGCAUCAUGGUGUCCCGCUCUGAGAUCGACAUGCUGGACAUCAGACAGGCGUACAUGAAGAAUUACGGAAAGUCACUGUACACUGCCAUCUCAGGUGAUACCUCUGGAGAUUACAAGAAGCUGCUAUUGAAGCUGUGCGGUGGUAGCGACUAAAUGGGGAAGGACGGCUUCAUGAGGACACGAUGCAUGUCCACACUGAAACAGUUAUAGGACCUUAUAUCACCUCUGAUGCAUGUAGUUAACGUUAGUUUUCCUAUAACAAUAACCAAUAAUUAUUACUUUUGUAUUUUUGACAUUAUUUGUUUUGCAAAUUGUAUUGUAGUGGAUGAUUGCCAAACAGUAAAUAUAUAUAUUAACAUGAAUAUUUUUUAAAGGUGCAGUAGACAGCUUUGCCAUUAGUGGGUGGACGGUGGAGUCUGAAGCAAAUAGUCGGUGCCUGAAAUUUCACACUUAUUGUAAUUAAGAAUAUUGUUAAAUUAUAUAUACAAAAAAACUAUAGUAACUAUAGGUUGUCCCUAGAAAAAUAUGCCCAACUUAAAAUCUGCUUCAGUUUGUACUGAUAAUUACAGAAACUGUAUUUGGAGGAACGGUCAGGGUUCCAUGACUGAGGAAAAAAAAUCUUGACACCUUUAUUUAACAUGUGACUUUCAACAUGCCUUAUUAACUGUGUUGCUGACACGAUAAUGACCUGCUUCUUAUGGCCGACACCGAUAAGACAUAAGAGAGUGUUGCAUAUGUUGCUCCUAAUCUGUAGUUUAUGCACACCUGAGGGUAAGAAAGACUAACAUGUGAAGCCAUGAUGGAUGAUUUAAUAUUUUCUAAGCUCUAUUUGUUGCGUUAAACCUGGAAUGUGUACCUUUAGACUGCAAUCACUUUGUCUCCUUUGAAACUGUAAAAAAACAUCCACACCAACGCAUGUAGCAGUUUUACUUCAGGAGAGCGACAACAGCAUGCUGCACUCAUUCUUCUUCUCUGUUUAUCGGCAGAUUGCAAGCUAGCUUUAAAUGCAAAUACCACCACCUGCUGUAUCGGAGAGUGUAGAUGCUGCACUUGGCUCUAUUCCCUGUAAUUCAUCAGCUCAAGCUAUAUAUAUCAUGCAUCCCUAAUUUCAACUGUGUAAGUUAAUACAUACAAAGUUGUGAGGGCUGUUGUGCAGGUAUUAGCAAAUGAAGUGUGACUGAGUCACAUACAGAAUACAUAUGAACAUUUAACACUUGUGUAACUAAGAAUUAAUUUCCAGGUAGAUUUUUGAAUGUAAGAAAUGAAGCUAAGCAAAAAAGGUGUCUCCUCUAAACCAACCAGAGUUUCAGUACAGCUUGCAAGUCUAUGCAAUCAAGCUUUUCACUUUGUAUCCGCUCUAAAAGACUUUUCUUUUGUCUUGAACUGUAAACCUCUACAAUCACUGUUCAACAUGUGUAGACAGUGUUGCCUUUUUAUUUUGCUGAAAAGCCAAAGCCUGAAAGACAGAAGUCAUGUGCCUUUUUGUCGGGGCUGCUGUGUAAACUGUUUCGAAACUGGUGGAUGUUUCACUGUGGUAUAUCUUGCAAACAAUCAUUAUCAUAUCCGUGUAGCUGCAGAAAUGUAAUUGUCAAUAUUUUUUGUUUACAGUGAUAGUUCCUGGCGUGUAUGUUUUGCUGCCAGUAGAGGGCUCUUUGUGCACAUGAAGCAUCAUAUCUCACGUCUGUGUGAUUGUCUUGUCUACUGACUUUAGUGCUCUGCUUUGAUCUGAAUAUCCGUCGCACUAACUCUACUCUGCAGUCAUACUUGUAACAGGAUAAUGGCUGAAAUUCAAUGGAUGCAUUUUUAGUAUUCCAACAUUGUGCCAUUUGAUAGAUCCAGUCUCCUGUGACUUACGUACAGCCACUUCUCAUUUCAAUAAAAAGGAGAAUAACACUUA